Molecule: messenger RNA, 2154 nt
Organism: Pelobates fuscus (common spadefoot toad)
Lineage: Eukaryota; Metazoa; Chordata; Amphibia; Anura; Pelobatidae
Exons: 4
Coding region: 1-2154 (717 amino acids)
Biological process (GO): G protein-coupled receptor signaling pathway
Cellular component (GO): membrane
Molecular function (GO): G protein-coupled receptor activity; olfactory receptor activity
Source: RefSeq, a predicted model, not a curated record
AUGGCUAAUCGCUCUGGUAUUUCUUCAAUUGAACUUCUUGUCUUCCCGGGACUCCCUGAGAAAUAUGAGAUUCUGGUAUCUGUGGCAAUGUUCCUCAUCUUUAACAUAUCAUUGAUUACAAACGGCACUGUGAUAUUACUGAUAUUUUUACAACGGAAUCUACACCACCCGAUGUACGAGUUCAUUGGAAAUCUCGCUCUCUCAGACCUGCUAUUUGACACGAUCACCUUGCCCAAAAUUGUUGCCAAGUACUGGAAUGGAGAUGGAUCAAUGUCUGUACCAGGAUGCAUCACUCAGUUAUUUUUUGUCCACUAUCUCGGGACACUUGACUCCUUUCUCAUCAUGGUGAUGGCUUUUGAUCGUUAUGUUGCCAUUUGCAAUCCGCUGAGAUAUUCCUCCAUAGUAACCAAUAAGUUUGCUGCCAUUCUCUGUAGCCUUGUCUGGAUUUUAGCUGCAACAUCCCCAUCUCACAGCACAAUCAGGAGUGCACAAUUCAAUUACUGCGGAAACAAAAUUAAGAGUGGGUUCUGCUCCACUGUAAGCGUGUUCAGUUUGGCAUGCACUGACUACUCUACUGCCCUACAGAUAUCCACUUCUCUUGGUGUGUCUGUGCUUCUUGGGCCUCUCCUUUUUAUCAUAUUGUCAUAUAUAAUCAUCAUUAAGGCAAUCCACUCAUCAGCUAGAACCCAGAGUUGGCAGAAGACAUUUCAGACUUGUACCACUCACUUGUCGGUUAUAUGUAUGUACUAUAUUCCACGUGUAACUCUUUAUUUGACAAAUCUGUUUCGAGUAUCUAUUAAUGCUGAUAUUAAUGUCUUAAUUCUUUUCCUCUAUACUUACUUCCCUCAUUUAGCAAAUCCUAUUAUAUAUUGUCUGGGGACCGGAGAAAUCAAAAACACUCUUCAAUCUUUGUUGAAACCAAAAGCUAGCUUUCAAAUUAAUGACAAAGAGAAUACUGUGCAAAAAAAGAAAAUAAAAAUAAAAACCCACAAACAAAGAGAUCCAAAAGGAAAACAUCAUCCAUUCAUAAUGCAGGAGCGUCUGGAGUUGGUGGAUUGGUGUCUUCCAAGGGAGACUGGUAUGUCAAGGGACUACCGCAACCAACUGGAGACCUAUUAUGGGACUCAUGGACAACAGAGUAAUCACCAUAAAGAUCAAGAUAAAGCUGGAAGGAGAUCUAUUUUCUUUGAAAAUCCAAUGGCUAAUCAUUCCAGCGUUUUCUUAUUUGAACUUGUUGGUUUUCCAGGACUCCCUGAAAAGUACGAGAUGCUGGCUUCCGUAGCAAUGUUCCUUGUCUACUGUAUAUCAUUGAUGGCAAAUGGAACAGUAAUAUUACUAACUGUUUCACAACAGAAUCUACAACAACCAAUGUACAAAUACAUUGGGAAUCUUGGUCUCUCUGACUUGUUCUUUGACACAAUCACCAUGCCCCAAAUCAUUGUCAAAUAUUGGUAUGGAGUUGGAUCAAUAUCGGUUACAGGGUGCAUCACCCAAAUGUAUUUUGUCCACUUCUUUGGUAGUCUAGAUUCUUUUCUCCUUCUACUGAUGGCUUUUGAUCGUUAUGUUGCCAUUUGCAAACCUCUGAGAUAUAAUUCUAUAGUAACCAAUGAACUUACCUUAAUUCUCUGUAGCCUCACCUGGAUUUUAACUGGUCUGACCCCAAUAUACCAUGCCUUUAAAGGUGCAACUUUUAAUUACUGCGGCAAUAACAAAAUCUCGAGUUGUUUCUGCUCUAUUGUAUACUUGUUCAACUUGGCGUGUGCUGACUUGACUAGUGUCCUACAAAUAUCCACUGCUAUUGCUAUGUCUGUGCUUCUUGGGCCUCUGUCUUUCAUCGUAUUGUCCUAUAUUGUCAUCAUUAAGACGAUCCACUCGUCAUCCAGAUCAGAGAGUUGGCAGAAGGUGUUUCACACUUGUACCACUCACUUGUUGGUCAUUGGUUUGUAUUACAUUCCACGUGUAACGCUUUAUUUCAGUAUCAUGUUUCGUGUAGUUAUUAAUGCUGAUAUAAAUGUCUUAAUUCUUUGUCUGUAUACUUAUAUCCCCCAUUUAGCAAAUCCUGUUAUAUAUUGUCUUAGGACAGAAGAAAUCAAAAAGACUCUACAAGGUGUCUUUAAAGUAAAGGUUUCUCCCCAAGUUAAAGCAACACUAUAG